Messenger RNA from Corylus avellana, 712 nucleotides. Its product is annotated as disease resistance response protein 206-like. Lineage: Eukaryota; Viridiplantae; Streptophyta; Magnoliopsida; Fagales; Betulaceae. The record is from RefSeq and is a predicted model, not a curated record.
CUAGAUUAAUGGGGGCCAGAGCCAGACAAUUCUACAUAAUUGUCUUCUCUUUCCUCACUUUACUUGCAUUAUCUUCUGCCUUCCAGGGCAAGAAACAGUACAAACCAUGCAAAAGCCUCAUCUUAUUCUUCCAUGACAUCAUUUACAAUGGCAAAAAUGCUGCAAAUGCAACAUCUGCAAUAGUUGCAGCCCCCGAAGGGGCUAACCUGACCAUCUUGGCAGGCCAAUUUCACUUUGGGAACAUAGCCGUUUUCGACGACCCCAUCACUCUUGACAACAAUCUGCACUCCAAGCCCGUCGGUAGGGCACAAGGGCUCUACAUUUAUGACACAAAAAACACUUUCACCGCUUGGCUUGGCUUCGCAUUUGUUCUCAAUAGCACCGACCACCAAGGCACCAUAAAUUUCUUGGGAGCUGAUCCGAUAUUGGCGAAGAGCAGAGACAUUUCCAUUGUUGGUGGGACUGGAGAUUUUUUCAUGCACCGUGGAGUUGCAACUAUAAUGACUGAUGCUUUUGAAGGGGAAGUGUAUUUCAGGCUGCGGUUGCACAUUAAGUUCUAUGAGUGUUGGUAAUUAAAUUUGGUUUUAAUUUGGUUAUUUUGAGGGUUUUAAUGUUGUUGUGUGAUAUAGAUGAUCUAUAUAGAUGUGUCUGGUUGGACAAUGAUUGCUUGUAUUGUAUCCAAUUGUCUCAUCAAUAAAAUUGUGUUUCUUUA